AUGGUGAAGGCUGCUCGCCCUGCGCCGACGUUUCGUGACAUCCGCGCGUGCAUCCGCGUGGCGCCGAUGAAGGAGGUGGUGCGCGCGCCGCCGAGGCGCUGCCGCCGAGCCAAGACGUCCAGCUCUGGAAGCUCGAAAGCUAGCAGCCCCAGCUCCAGUGGGCACCGCCGCCCAGCCCCUGGGGACUCACCAGGCGCAGCAUGGGUGCAGGCAGGGUUCGAUCAGAUGUUCGAGCAGGACGGCCUCGGGGGAGGCCCAGUCGAUCUGCCCAGCGAGGCGAGGGCAAGCGAGGCAGAGGAGGCACAUGAGGCAAAGGCGGCAGGGGGGGCUAAGGAGGCAGAGGUGGCAAAGAAGGCAAGGGGGGCAGAGGAGGCAGAGGAGGCAGAGGAUGCAGAGGAGGCAGAGGUUGCAGAGGGGGCGAUCGACGUCAGCUACGAGCGCCCAAGAGACGCAGUGGACCCAGACUCCGGUGACGAGCCCUUGGCGAAAGCGCUGAGCAUGGAGUCGCUGAAGGAGGAGCAGGACAGGUUACUGCGCGAGAUACGGGCCUCGGUAGCCUCGCCGUCGUCGGUGUCCGCGCCCAUCGGGGGUCACCGCUCGAUGGGCAGCGUCGCUUCUCAUCGCGAGCCGAUCGGGAAGGCCAGCCUGCUGUUCUCGAACCCCCAUCCCGAGAGCAAGGAGGAACUCAUCCAGGCCAUCGACAAUGAGAUUGGGGCCAUCAAUGACGAGCUGCAGAGCCAUACCAACCCAGACGAGCGCACCAUGGAACAUUUGAACGUGAGGCUGAGCCAAGUCUUCCAAGCAGGGCUCGUGCAGAAGUUGGCGGCGCUGAAGAAGGCCGACCCGAACUUCGACUGCAAUGACAUGCAGCGUUCGAACGAUUCGGACGGCCUCAGUGCUAAGGACAAGCAGGAGAAGAGUUCCUACGGGGAGAUGGAGAAACAUAACUACAUGUUCAGCACAGGGACCAAGGCAGGGAACGCCGCGUCGGGGCGUUGGAGGCGCGCCCUGGACGCGUCGGAAGAACUGAGGAAGCAGUGCGCGAAGGAGAAGGGCUGGAUGCACCAGCGAAGGUUCAGGCGAGAUUGGCUGAUGGGCAAUCACGCGGAGUGGAAGGAGUCCGUGAAGCACAUCCUCGUGGAAUCGAACGAGAAAGAGGACACUAAUAAAUGUGGCGGUACCUCUGGCCUCCGCCUGGCGCUGAAGCACGCGUCGAACGCGAUGCUGCUCGGUGGGAUCUGGACCCGCUGGGACGACAUGGCGGGGGCUGUGGAGUACCUGAACAUCCGCCAUCAGCUCAUCGAGUCAUUCAAGAAGCAGUGGAUUAAACACAAGGAGUGGGUGUGCCCAAGCUCGGCGACCGUCGAGGAGGCAGACGCUCGCGCGGCGCGAGAUGAGGGAGGCGGCGGCGACGAGGUAGGGAGGGCGCCUGCCAAGGGCGAAAAGGGCGAGCAUAAGGACACGACAGACAAGAAAGACAAGUCGGACAAAAAGGAUAAGAAGGAUAAGCAAGAAACAUACAAGAAGGAGACAACAGAAACGGAGGCCACUGAGGAGGAGGGUAGGAAGCGCAAGAAGGAUGGCGAGGAUGUGAGGGCCGAUGGAAAGAAGGACAGCUAUGAUUGGUGCAUGGCGCAGCACGCCAAGCUCGACGGGUUCCUCAAGCUCGAUGCGGGAUGGAAGGGCGUGGAGAGGAUGCGUGAGAGCAUGGGCGAUGCCAUGAAAGAGGCGACGCGGGGCGGGGUGACCGACAAGUGCCAUGAGCACAACCUCUCGUUGCUGAUGACGAUCGAGGCCUCGAAAUAUAAGAAGCAGGUGCGCGCCAAGGCAUGCGACGCCGAGAUCCAGCUGGCGAGCGGCGCGCUGACCGCGUGCGUGCAGACCCUGUCGUCCGAGAUUCGUAUCCUGAUGAACCAGGAGAUGGCGAGGGAUGAUGAGAGGGGGAGGCUGCAGCAGGAGGGGCAGGCAAAGAAGGACAAGGAGAGCGGCGCCAGCGCGAAGAAGAAGAAGGAAGAGGCGAAGAAGGCACAGGGGGGCAGGAAGAAGGCGGCCAAGAAGGAGUCUGACUUUGAUUAG
Messenger RNA from Prorocentrum cordatum, 2076 nucleotides. The record is from the annotation of a GenBank genome assembly. NCBI's taxonomy places the organism in Eukaryota, Dinophyceae, Prorocentrales, Prorocentraceae.